Molecule: messenger RNA, 1944 nt
Organism: Ochotona curzoniae (black-lipped pika)
Lineage: Eukaryota; Metazoa; Chordata; Mammalia; Lagomorpha; Ochotonidae
Gene: GPN2
Product: GPN-loop GTPase 2
Exons: 5
Coding region: 153-1085 (310 amino acids)
Cellular component (GO): cytoplasm
Molecular function (GO): GTPase activity
Source: RefSeq, a predicted model, not a curated record
GGGCCAUUCGGUCCAUUUGCACUGUUCCACGGACAAGCGGUCUUCUCCAGUUUCCUGCACGUCUGAGCUCCCCCGCCGUCGCUCGGGCUGUCUCCUUCGCGCCUGGCCGCUGUGUUCCCACCACACCUCCCGAAUCCGACUGGCCCCGUGCCAUGGCAGAGGCCGUGGUGACCACGGCCUUCGGGCAGGCGGUAAUCGGGCCGCCGGGCUCGGGGAAGACCACUUACUGCCUGGGCAUGAGUGAGUUCCUGCGCGCGCUUGGCCGGCGCGUGGCCGUGGUGAACCUGGACCCGGCCAACGAGGGGCUGCCGUACGAGUGCGCCGUGGACGUGGGUGAGCUGGUGGGGCUGGGCGACGUGAUGGACGCGCUGCACUUGGGCCCCAACGGCGGCCUCCUCUACUGCAUGGAGUACCUGGAGGCCAACCUGGACUGGCUGCGAGCCAAGCUCGACCCCCUGCGCGGCCACUACUUUCUCUUCGAUUGUCCGGGCCAGGUGGAGCUGUGCACGCACCACAGCGCCCUGCGCAACAUCUUCUCCCAGAUGGCUCGGUGGGACCUCAGGCUGACAGCCGUGCACCUGGUGGACUCUCACUACUGCACAGACCCGGCCAAGUUCAUUUCAGUGCUGUGCACCUCCUUGUGCACCAUGCUGCAUGUGGAGCUGCCUCACGUCAACGUCCUGUCCAAGAUGGACCUCAUUGAGCACUACGGGAAGCUGGCCUUCAACCUAGACUACUACACGGAGGUGCUGGACCUGUCCUACCUGCUUGACCACCUGGCUUCAGACCCCUUCUUCCGCCACUACCGCCAGCUCAAUGAAAAGCUAGUGCAGCUCAUCGAGGACUACAGCCUGGUCUCCUUCACCCCUCUGAACAUCCAGGACAAGGAGAGUGUCCAGCGAGUUCUGCGGGCCGUGGAUCAGGCCAACGGCUACUGCUUCGGGGUCCAAGAGCAGCGCAGCCUGGAGGCCAUGAUGUCUGCAGCGGUGGGAGCUGACUUCCACUUCUCCUCCACACUGGGUAUCCAGGAGAAGUACCUGGCACCGUCGGAGCAGCCGGUGGAGCAGGAAGCCAUGCAGCUUUAACGGGCUGGGGCCUGGGAGGCCGAUGCACAGCCCAGCCCAGGGAAGGCAGAGACUGCCACUGAGCAACGGACAUCCCGGCCGACACAGACCCUGGAGCAGUCCUCCAGGUCGGAGCUCAGGGGGCUGGCACGGGGACACUCAGCUCUACGAAAGGCUUCAGCCAAAGUCGUGUGUGGCACCAAGCCAAGCCCCUCACAUUCUCAGCCAAGCCCGGGAGCCAUGGGCCCUGCCACCAGGAGUUGAACACUGCCCCACCGUGAGCUGUGCUGGCAAGUACUGUGGUGUACCAGUUUACUUCAUGUUUGUUUGUGGCUGCCAAACUUCUCUUCCAUCCUCCAGGCUCAGGGAAUUGGGGGCGGGAAGGGGUGUCUCCCUCCCCUACAAGUGUCCCAUCCUACGUGCAGAUCUGUGUUGGCUCAAGCACCAAAUUUGCCAUACUAGAGGAUUUUUUAAAAACAUUAUUUAUUUGAGAGACUCCAGCAGACCCCUUCUGCCUGCCUACUACAGCCAGAGCUGGGCCAGGCUAAGGCUGGGGCCCAAGAACUCAGUCCAGGUCUCUCAAGGAUCCGAGUCGGCGCCUGCUGCCUCCCGGGGCUCGUUAGCAGGAGUGGUCAAACGCCAACCCACAAAACUCAUCUUUAUGCCACUCCCCACCCUGAACACUAGAGGGCCGAACGUCUCCAGUUGUGUACUUUUGUUCAUCUCCCCUUGUGAUGAUGAGUCUCAAGUUUGAGCCUUUCCCGGCAGCAUGUCCUAACGAAGUUUUGUUUUAUUAUUCCACAGUUUUACUCUUUUUGGCAGGUAUCUGUCAGUUUCCACUUAGCACACCGAUUAAAAAUGUGCUUCAAAAAUUAUAUUU